AUGGGCCUAAACACUCAAAUGCAAAAUCUGAGUGUCUCAGACAGGUUUGAUCCACACCCUGAUCAUAUAAAUACGCAGGUUCUCGACAAACAUGCGCAUAACAUCAAGACCGAUGAACUCUCUGUAACCAGGGCCAAGACUAGCAAAGACAAGGCCAACAGAGCGACCGUCGAAAAUGUACUAGAUCCCAGGACGAUGCGGUUUCUACACGCACUCACGAGCAGAGGCGUUAUUUCUGAGUUCAACGGUUGUCUGAGCACCGGGAAAGAGGCCAACGUUUACCAUGCUUUUGGCAGCUACGAAGGUGAGGACAGAAAGACGGGACAUAGACGCGAACUGGCGAUUAAGAUCUACAAGACUUCGAUUCUGGUAUUCAAAGAUCGUGAGCGGUACGUGGACGGUGAAUUCCGUUUCAGAAACUCGAGAUCCCAACAUAAUCCUCGUAAAAUGAUCAAAGUUUGGGCCGAGAAAGAGUUUCGCAAUCUCAAGCGUAUUUACCAAAGUAAAGUGGUGCCGGCUCCGGAACCGCUGGAGGUCAAAUCCAAUGUUUUGGUCAUGGAGUUUCUUAGCAGAGGCGAUGGGUUUGCCUCACCUAAGGUGAAGGACUAUCCUUACAAAGACAGCGAGGAGAUAUUAUUUUACUACUAUACUAUGGUUGCGUAUAUUCGGCUUCUGUACCAGGUUUGCCAACUGGUGCAUGCAGACCUGUCGGAAUAUAAUGCGAUUAUUCACGAAAAGAAGCUGUAUAUCAUUGACGUCUCCCAAAGUGUUCAACCCGAGCAUCCGAUGAGUUUAGACUUUCUACGAAUGGAUAUCAAAAACGUCAACAGCUAUUUUGAACGAAUGUCUAUCGAUAUUUUCUCUGAGCGGGUUAUUUUCCAGUUCGUAAUAUCUGAAACUCUCGACAAGUUCACCGGUGAUUACAAUUCUUCGGAUGAUCUUGUAGAGUACAUGGCUCGAAAUCUACCGAUUAAGAGCACCCCAGAAGACGAAGCUGAAGACGAAGUGUUUAGGUCACUACAUUUGGUAAGAAAUUUGGGUGGACUAGAAGAAAGGGACUUCGAUCGCUUUACUCUUGGGAAGUUCGAUCUCCUAAAAAGUCUUAUUGCAAAUGAUAAUAAAAAGAACGCUAAGAACUUUACCGCUUCAGAGCAAUUCGAGUUAUCGUCUUCUAGCGACGAAAACAGUGAUUCUGAAGAUGUAAGUGGCAGUGAUAGUGACGAAGAAGAUUCCGAUUCUGAUUCCGACAGUGAGUAUUAUGAGAAGAAUAAAGAGCUAAAGGGUAAAAAGUAUGAGGACAAAGACUCCAAGAAACAACGUAAGGAUGACGCCAAAGAUGCGAAACGAGAGAGGAGAAAGACUAAAGUAAAGAAGCACAUCAAAAAAAAGCUUAUCAAGAAGACGAAAUCGAAAAAGUGA
This is a messenger RNA of Lachancea nothofagi CBS 11611, 1419 nucleotides long. The record is from the annotation of a GenBank genome assembly. Lineage: Eukaryota; Fungi; Ascomycota; Saccharomycetes; Saccharomycetales; Saccharomycetaceae.